Messenger RNA from Schistosoma mattheei, 2453 nucleotides. Lineage: Eukaryota; Metazoa; Platyhelminthes; Trematoda; Strigeidida; Schistosomatidae. The record is from the annotation of a GenBank genome assembly.
CUUUUGGGUACAAUUCGACAGGACCGCUACUUGACUUUUUAGAAUCGCUGUCCUGAUGUCAGACCGGAAAGCAGAGUUAGAGCGAAAAAAAGCAAAGCUUCUUGCUAUGCGAGAGGAAAAAAGAAAAGAGAGGAAAUAAAGAAAACUGGUAUACACGAUGCUGAAGUCUCAGACAUACGUCAAACGACUGAGGAAUUAUUAAAAGAUCUUGGCCUACCUGAACCCGUAGUACCUCAGGCUAGUAACAUACGUGAACUAGAAUCACCGUCUCUUGAUACGAUUGAUGGCAUGCUCCAACGUAAUUCCAAGAAACGGAAGAAUCUGCAAGUUUCCGAUAUUUUUGAGGUUGCGAUUCCUCCUCCGGAAACCAUAAUUUAUAGCAAAGAAACUCAGACUCUAGAAGAACCUCAAGAACGGGAAACAGGUCGUUCAACUGAUUAUUAUGUAUUAACAUACGAUGAAGGUAAUCGUGAUGAAGUGGAUGCCAAUGCUGCGUUAGCGGAACUGGAAAAGAUGCCUCAUAUCGGUGUCACUAAAACUGGACAAUCUCGUGGAAUAUUAGAUAAAAUUGAUGGAAUACGGACAAGUACUGAUGGUGUUGACGAGAAUACCUUAAAUGAUAUUCAACGUAAUGAUAUUAUCCCAAUGUCAGAGGAGGAAAAAGCUCAAUUAUUAUCAUCCGAUGCUUUUCUACGCUUUUUUGAACGUUCUUCACGUAUAAUUGAACGAGCGAUUUGUCAUCCAGAUGAAGGUAUCUUUUUGGAUUAUUCCGGUCAAGAUCUUGAAACUGAAGAGUCUGAUGAAUUGUUAACUGUAUCGAAUGAAUUUUUUGAUGAAAGAUGGUCUAAACAUCGUACAAUCACUGGUUUAGAUUGGUCAACUAUAUUUCCAGAAUUAUUACUUGCAGCAUAUCAUAUGAAUGAAGAAGCUGUUCAUGAACCUGAAGGUGUUUGCUUAAUGUGGAAUAUGAAAUAUCCAAAGAAAUUAACACCGGAAUUUAUAUUUCAUUGUCAAUCCCCAGUCACAUCGGCUAGUUUAUCACGUUUCCAUCCAAACAUUGUAGUUGGUGGUACUUAUUCUGGACAGAUUGUCUUAUGGGAUAGUCGAGUCAAUAAACGAACACCAGUUCAGCGUAGUCCAUUAACAUCAUGGGCUCAUACCCAUCCAGUAUUUGCAAUUACACUAAUUGGUACUCAGAAUGCCCACAAUAUUAUUAGUUUAGGAUCGGAUGGCUCAUUAUGUGCAUGGAGUUUAGAAAUGUUAGCACAACCACGAGAGAAAAGUAAAGUUUGUGAAAUGUCUUCUGGUGGUCUGUUCGAUCUUUAUCCUACAUGUAUGUCAUUUUUUGCUAAUGAUGUGAAUAAUUACGCUGUUGGUGCUGAAAAUGGUAAUGCUUAUUGUGGACAACGGCAUAGCAGUCGUACGGGUGUUGCUGAAGAAACUUCACGUCAUGUUCCAUAUAAAGGACAUGGUGCACCUCUUACAGCCAUCUCUACUCAUCCAAGUCCUGGUGCUUUUAGUUUUUCAUCGCUGUUUCUUACUGCAUCAUUAGAUUGGACUGUACGUUUAUGGUCUACACGUGAACAUAAACCUAUACAUACAUUUGAUGAUUAUUCGGAUUAUGUUUAUGAUGUAUGCUGGAGUCCUAUACAUCCGGCUGUAUUUUCCGCUGUUGAUGGUACUGGAAAUUUAGAUAUAUGGGAUAUGAAUCAAGAUGCUGAAAUUCCUGUGGCUCGUCGCAAAUUAGGAUUAUCAAGCAAUGUAGACACAUCUUCAUCGUCAUCAUCUGGUCUAGUUGGUGUUGCUUUAAAUAAAUGCCGUUGGAAUAUUGCAGGCACACAUGUAGCUGUUGGAGAUGAUACCGGCCGUGUUACUGUUUGUAAUGUUCACGAAAGUCUUUCUCAACCUGCCACUGAUGAUUGGUCUAGUUUCGCACAUGUAUUAUCUGAUCUUAAACACUAUGAAAUGGAGCCAGAAGUAGAAACAGAAGCAUAAUCUUGGUUUAAGGCCUGAUUUUCUCUACUUUUUUUGUAUUUCUGUGAAUCAUACAUACCUCUUCUAUGUAACACCAAUCAGCUUCAAUCUUAUUUUAGGUUGUUUUGAGAACUGAAGUCGCAUUUGUAAGUUGACAUUAACAUAUUUGGUUUUCAAGACAAUUGAUAAAGUACUUUAAUAUAGGGGUUCCGUUUAAAAAAUAUCUUUAAAAGGCUGUGUUGGGUUUCUUUCUUUUUUUAAAAAAAAACUUAUAUGACUUGUAUUUUGUUUUAUUUUGGUUCUGUCUAAUUAUGUAAGUAGUUUAAGAUGACAGUGUGCAAUGGAGUUCUCAAUUUCCUCACUUCUAUUCAAAUUUUUGUUAUUUGUGAUAAUGCUCUUAAAUUUCAUAAUAUUUUGUCUGACUCGGUUACUUUUGAUGCUUCCUUAUAAUUAUCAUAAAUAAUACUGAAUAAUGAAAA